Molecule: messenger RNA, 257 nt
Organism: Leptonychotes weddellii (Weddell seal)
Lineage: Eukaryota; Metazoa; Chordata; Mammalia; Carnivora; Phocidae
Source: RefSeq, a predicted model, not a curated record
AAUAAGAAGAGGGUCCUGCUUGGAGAAACUGGCAAGGAGAAGCUCCCGCGAUACUACAAAAAUAUCGGUCUGGGCUUCAAGACGCCCAAGGAGGCCAUUGAGGGCACCUACAUUGACAAGAAAUGCCCCUUUACUGGUAAUGUCUCCAUCCGAGGGCGGAUUCUUUCUGGUGUGGUGACCAAGAUGAAGAUGCAGAGAACUAUUGUCAUCCGCCGAGACUACCUCCACUACAUCCGAAAGUACAACCGCUUUGAGAA